AAUUGCAGCGGUUUCCGGAUUCCCUGGAUUGGCCUGCUUGAAAGAAAGAAAACAAGGGAGGUGGAAAAACUCUAGAAUUGCUGUUUUAUCACACGUUUGUAAAAGUUGUGAAGCAGAUCAUCAUGUCGCAGACUGGAGAAAAAGGAAAGUUUCCUGAUGCUGCAGGAUAUGUGGGAUUCGCCAACCUGCCCAAUCAGGUGCAUAGGAAAUCUGUAAAGAAAGGUUUUGAGUUCACACUGAUGGUUGUUGGAGAGUCUGGGCUUGGUAAAUCAACACUCAUUAACAGCCUGUUUCUGACUGAUCUCUAUCCAGAGCGCUACAUACCUGGAGCCGCAGAGAAGAUUGAGCGAACGGUUCAGAUUGAAGCGUCUACAGUAGAAAUCGAGGAGCGAGGAGUGAAACUCCGGCUCACUGUUGUGGACACACCGGGAUACGGAGACGCCAUCAACAGCCAGGACUGCUUUAAGACGAUCAUCCAGUACAUCGAUAAUCAGUUUGAGCGAUACUUGCAUGACGAGAGCGGCCUGAACCGCAGACACAUCGUGGACAACAGAGUUCACUGCUGCUUUUACUUCAUCUCUCCAUUUGGACACGGCCUAAAGCCUUUGGAUGUGGAGUUUAUGAAGGCGAUUCACAGUAAAGUCAACAUUGUUCCUGUGAUCGCCAAAGCCGACACACUCACGCUUAAAGAGAGAGACCGUCUGAAGAGAAGGAUUUUGGAUGAGAUCAGUGAGCACGGGAUCCGGAUCUACCAGCUUCCCGACGCUGAUUCAGACGAGGAUGAAGAAUUCAAGGAUUUUGUGCCUAAUAGAUGCAUCUGGUCCAGUUUACAGUUUUAUCAAAUGCACAUAAUUGCGAUUACGUUUAUUGAUAUCAUGUUUGUAUUUAAGAAAGCAGCACAUGUGAUCAGCACUACCAUCAUCAUGGUGAAACUAAAUAUUAAAUGUCAGUAGCACAUGCAGAUUUUAGCACAAAUCUAGACCGUUCUUCACUAGCAAACAAAGCAAAUGCAUGUGGAUAUUCAUGGUGUGGAUUCCAGCUAUGUACUGUUUCCCUCUACUGGACAGCAAAACCAGCCGCAGCACAAUAUUUUACCAGAUUGAAUCAUGACAAACGAAUGCACAAUUGGACAAUCUGCUAAAAUCAGAUCUUUUUAAAGGGAAAAUAGUUAUUAAAGUGGCUCAGCAUCUCUGAAAUGAUUAUUGUGGAUGCAGUGGUUCAUCUGUUUGUGUUUUGAUUCACAGAAAUGCCUUAAAACUCCACAUUUCACUCUCUUUUAUACUUAUUCUGUCGUGCAUUGGGUUUUUCUAUUCUUUUAUUGCUUCAUUGUUGACCCUCAUUACUACUUAAAGCAUUGCCAUCUACUGCGGUGAUCUUAAUAUUUCUAAUUUACCAUGGUACGUUUAACUGUAAAAGUCUAAAUGUUAACGGUACAAAGUCUGCACAGUGGACUGGAGUCAUUUACAGCGUUGUUUGCUAAUUGUUGAUGCCUGUUGUAAACACACUGAUUUUGUUUUGUUGUAUUUGUGGUUCAGCCCAGUUAUUGUGACUUUGGUUGUCUCCUGUUUAACACAGUUGUCAUUUUGCGGUACAAUAAUGCUAAAUUCACUGUUUUACAUCUUUCUUUUUGUACUUGCUCACGUUGAGGAAUAAAUAUCUUUACGUCGUU
Danio rerio (zebrafish) is the source of this 1669-nucleotide messenger RNA. Its product is annotated as zgc:63587. The record is from RefSeq and is marked validated. Gene Ontology annotation, biological process: cell division. Gene Ontology annotation, molecular function: GTP binding. Gene Ontology annotation, cellular component: spindle; septin complex; cytoplasm. Lineage: Eukaryota; Metazoa; Chordata; Actinopteri; Cypriniformes; Danionidae.